Messenger RNA from Elgaria multicarinata webbii, 2122 nucleotides. RefSeq names its product 5'-nucleotidase, cytosolic IIIB (gene NT5C3B). The coding region runs from base 228 to 1097 and encodes 289 amino acids. Gene Ontology annotation, cellular component: cytoplasm. The record is from RefSeq and is a predicted model, not a curated record. NCBI's taxonomy places the organism in Eukaryota, Metazoa, Chordata, Lepidosauria, Squamata, Anguidae. Gene Ontology annotation, molecular function: magnesium ion binding; 5'-nucleotidase activity. The transcript has 9 exons.
GCCUCCCUCCGGAGGGGUGGAGGGGAAAGAAGCGCAGGGAGCAGCUCUGGCCUCGAACGCCCUGCUUAGGACGAAGCCUGCGCUGGGCUCUCGGCGGCAGCGCCAAGCCAGCGCCGGAGGAAAAGGAGGCGCCGCCUCUGAAGGCCGGCCCAAGGAAGGCCGCCCUCCUCGCCUUCCAUUUUCUCCCUUCCCGCCUUCAGGCUACGAACAUCUUCCGGACCAAGAUCAUGGUGCCAGAGCUGGAGAAAGCAACUGUCCGGAUGAAGAAUUCGGAACAAGUAAACAAUAUAAUUUCAAUGCUCAGAAAAGGUGGAGCAGGAAGACUCCAGGUCAUUUCUGAUUUUGACAUGACUCUGACUAGGUUUGGAUUCAAUGGACAGCGCUGCCCCACUUCGCACAAUAUCAUAGAUAACAGCCGAGUGAUCAGCAAUGAAGGCAGGAAAAAGCUAAAAGAUCUGCUCCAUUACUACUAUCCUAUCGAAAUUGACCCCUAUCGGUCCGUGGAGGACAAACUACCUCUAAUGGUAGAAUGGUGGACUAAGGCCCACAACCUCCUAUCCCAGCAGAAGAUCCUGAAAAGCGACAUCGCCCAGAUAGUGAAAGAGUCAGAUGUCAUGCUCAGAGAUGGCUUCAACGUUUUCUUUGACCAGCUUCAUCAGAAGGGAGUUCCCCUGUUCAUCUUCUCAGCGGGUGUGGGUGAUGUGCUAGAGGAGAUAAUCCACCAGGCUGGUGUGUUCCAUCCUAAUAUCAAUGUGGUCUCUAACUAUAUGGACUUUGAUGACAGUGGAGUCCUGCAAGGUUUUAAAGGGCCCCUCAUCCAUACUUACAACAAGAACAACACAGUUCUGAAGAAUACAGAGUAUUUCCAGCAGCUCUGCACAAGGACAAACAUCUUACUCCUUGGGGAUUCCAUGGGUGACCUCAGUAUGGCAGAUGGAGUUGCUGACAUGGAGAAUAUCCUCCGGAUUGGCUUUCUAAACGACAGGGUGGAGGAUCAGCAGGGGAAGUACAUGGAGUCCUAUGAUAUUGUAUUGGAAAAAGAUGAAACACUGGAUGUGGCAAAUGGCAUCCUUCACUUCAUCCUGGCCCAAUCCUAAGCCACACAGCCCCAUUACCCUCAACAACAAGCUGCCUUUUGAAAAGAGAUGUUCUGUGUGUGUGUGUGUGUGUGUGAGAGAGAGAGAGAGAGAGAGAGAGAGGAUGACCCUCAGUUCCCACUCUCCCUUGCUAUGUUGAAGACACAUUCUAUCCCUACUGUUUCUCAACCACACAGUCCCUGAUUCAAAAUCAAAUCCCAACUAUACAAGGCAAGAGCAUGGACUCAUCCUGCAGUCAACAUCUCUGCUGGCCAAAAUACAAUCAGAAAUCUUUAAAUCAAGCCAGUGCUUAAAAUUCCUAAAAGAAAGAAAAUGGUGGUGCCGCCGCCACUGGUGCAACCAAAUGAUUUAAAAGGAUAUGAAUGUUAGUCUACUCUGUGAAAACAACAUGAAAAUAUGGAGGUAUUGCUUUAUGUGACAGAAAUUGAGGGGUGGAAUUUUGGGUAAAAGAGCCUUGCUAUUCUUUGCCAGAGGAGCAGCUAGCUGGAACCCCUACAUGUUUGGGGAUUAUCAUUAUUUUCUUAAUUGUUUGGAUGGAGUUCCUGUGGGGUGGUACAAAGUAAGUUUCCUUUACAAGUAAAAUUGAAGUAAAAUUGCCUGAAAUAAAUGUUUUGCAUGGGUAAGUUUCCAUUUCAAAUGUCAAUUCAAAUGUGCAGCAAAGAAUCUUUAACUUCAAUUGUUUGAUUCUUGGGAAUUUGAAAAGUAGCUUAAAUAAUAAUCACUGAAGGGACAGAGGGAGAAUGUUAAUGGAUGUUCUUGUAUCAGUGCAAACUAUAAAAGACAGAGCGGGCAGGACACACAUACACACAUAUUUCUUGAGUCUAACAAUGUGCUAUUUUUUCUUUCUAACUUUUAUUGGAUUUUUCUGCACUUCAUUUUGGUAUCAUAAAACACAAAAUUUGUUUUCCAAAACAUUGUUUAAAGUAUAAAUGACUCUCCACAAAAUCCAACAAAAUUUAAACUGAGAGUUUUGUUUUUUGUUCAAAAGGCAUGUGUAAAGAUAAUAAAACCAUUUAUUUUGAAAA